UAGACGUCCAAUAUGCAAUAGCACUCGCUUCGCACGCUCCGCGGAAUCGACUGGCCGCAACGCCCUUCACCGCAACCACCAGAACCUUUCGGCUCCUUCCUUCACGUCCGCCUCGACCGUCCACCCCGUUACCACGAAAGCACACGACACAAUGGCCGAGGACUAUUCACCCGAGCGGCACCGCGGUGUCUAUCGCCGGCGAGAGUCCAAUAUGAGCGAGGCUAGCUUCAUUGGCGACGUUGAGAUGGCCCAAGACGAGAUCUUCUCUGGGCCCAUGUCAGAGAGCGUGCCCACGGCGUCCAGUUCUUUUUUCCACCGGCGAUCGCGCACCAACUCAGUCACCAGUUUUGCAUACUACGAAGAGGAGCGAGACUUCGAUUCAGAAGAGCUCCCUGAAGAUGCUCUGUAUGAUGACGAAGAGGUCGAGGCGUUGGAGAACGGAGAACUGAGUGGGGACAGCACCUUCGUCGAGCCCGAGAUGAAUGGAACUUAUGGCCCAAGCGAGAGUCCCAAAAAUGGAUCCGUCACGUCGCGUCGAAGGCAUGGCAGCCAUGGAUCAGACCACUCAAAGAGAUCGCGCAGGUCCACAGACCCUAGCAGACACUCUGUGCAAAGCCCUCUUCUCCGUCGCAACCACUCGCAAGACUCGCAGACUAGUGGUUUCCGUGUUGGAGGAAGAAUCAGUCAGAAGAUAUACAUCGUGACGGAGGACAUGACUAUAGUGGCGGCUGGUUUCAAGACGUCUACCUUCGGCUUCGCAGCUUAUUUGGCAUUGUGCAUAUGUACGGCAGGGUUGGCGUAUCUAGUUCUGCGGUGGCUACCUAGAUGGCAUGUCAUGCUGGUGGGCAGGUCAACGCCACUUGGAGAAGCCGACUGGGUCGUGAUUGAGAAUCAAUGGGGAGAGAUGGCGAUCCAGAGUUUGAGCAAGCAGGAGUUUGGGCAGAGCUUGUCCUCUGUGUUUGGUAUUAGCCGGGCGAAGUGGCAGGACUACGAUGAGUACGACGAUCCCAUCUUGGACGAACUCCGCAUUCUCGACUACAGAUAUAUUCGCUUCUGCUACCACCCACUCAAAGAUAAGUUUGUGCUUGGCAACACGUGGAAAGACCCAGCUUGGACUGAUGUGCUGGCCGUUCGACGGGGCAUUGACGGGGAAGAGCAGGAAGUGCGAGAACGCAUCUUUGGCAAGAAUGCCAUCGAUCUGGAGAAGAAGACGACGGGACAGCUACUCAUGGACGAAGCCUUCCACCCGUUCUACGUCUUCCAAGUUGCCAGUAUCAUCCUGUGGUCGGCAGACGAGUACUAUUACUAUGCGGCUUGUAUCUUUGUCAUCUCCAUCGUCAGCGUCGCUACUACCUUGAUUGAGACGAAGGCAACCAUGAAGCGUUUGCGCGACAUUGCAAAGUUCGAAUGCGAUAUCCGAGUCCUGCGAGGCGGGUUUUGGCGAUACGUGGAUUCCAGCGAGUUGGUUCCGGGAGAUGUGUAUGAAGUAACAGACCCCAACCUGGGUCAGUUCCCAUGCGACAGUCUCUUGCUCUCUGGAGAUUGCAUUGUAAACGAAAGCAUGUUGACGGGCGAGUCCGUACCUGUCUCGAAGACACCGGCCACAGAUGACACUCUCGAGAUGCUGAACCUGUCCGCGUCUGCAAUACAUGCCGAUGUCGCCAAGCAUAUGUUGUUCAGCGGCACCAAGAUCAUCCGUGCAAGGAGACCACAGGACGACAAAAGUGACGAGGCUGCAGCACUCGCUCUUGUGGUCAGGACCGGAUUCAAUACGACGAAAGGUGCUUUAGUCCGCUCCAUGCUCUUUCCCAAGCCAUCUGGGUUCAAGUUCUACAGAGACUCUUUCCGAUACAUUUCCGUUAUGGGCAUGAUCGCUGCAGUGGGGUUCAUCGCGUCGCUGGUCAACUUCAUCCGCUUGGGACUCGAAUGGCAUCUCAUCAUCGUCCGCGCUCUCGAUCUCAUUACAAUUGUCGUACCACCGGCACUGCCGGCGACUUUGACCAUUGGCACCAACUUCGCUCUGAGUCGACUGAAAGCCAAGCAGAUCUUCUGUAUCAGUCCCCAGCGCGUCAACGUGGGAGGCAAGAUCGACGUCAUGGCUUUCGAUAAGACUGGCACAUUGACCGAGGAUGGGUUAGACGUGCUUGGCGUUCGCGUCGUCUCGAGACCUGCGAACCGUUUCUCGGAACUGCUCACGGAUUCCAGCACACUUCUGCCUGGUGCACUUUACGAGCGUGAUCCUACCGCAGACUACAACGCCAACAAGGCGAUCUUGUACAACAUGGCCACUUGCCACUCCUUGCGUAUUGUCGAUGAUGAGUUCAUUGGAGAUCCACUUGACUUGAAGAUGUUCGAGUGGACCGGCUGGCAGUACGAGGAAGGUGCAGAGAGUGGUGAUCUGGGUGACGAGGAGGAGGAAUUGUCCUUGUCGCCUUCGGUCGCACGUCCACCACCUGGCAUGGAGUUUGACCUCGACGAGGAGCAGGGCACGCCCAAUAGUAGAAGAGCCAUCGAGCUCGGUGUGCUGAGAUCUUUCGAGUUUGUAUCUCAACUCCGCCGUGCCAGUGUCGUGGUCAGACAGUUCGGUGAGAAGAGUGGAGAUGUCUACGUCAAGGGUGCGCCCGAGGCCAUGAAGGGAAUCUGCCGACCAGACUCAUUUCCUCCCGAUUAUAACGAUCUUCUGGCCUACUACACUCACCGUGGCUACCGUGUGAUUGCAUGUGCCACAAAGCACAUUUUCAAACUGAAUUGGUUAAAAGUACAGAAGAUGAAGCGCGAGGACGUAGAGUCCGGCUUGGAGUUUGUGGGCUUCAUCAUCUUCGAGAACAAGUUGAAAGACACCACGACCGACAUCAUUACCGAACUUCGAGAAGCCAACAUCCGCACCGUCAUGUGUACUGGCGACAACAUCUUGACUGCCAUCAGUGUCGCGAGGGAGUGUGGACUGGUCGACAAGUCUGCACAUUGCUUUGUACCCCACUUUGUGGAAGGUGAUGCGCAUACUGCCCUCUCGAAGCUUGCUUGGGAGUCAGUUGACAACCCCAUAUACCAGUUGGAUGAGAACACGCUGAAACCGCUACCACCUCCCGCCGAGCACGACUCCUCACUGCCUUACGAUGUCUCGAACUUGCGCAAUUACUCCGUCGCAGUGACUGGCGAUGUCUUCCGCUGGAUCAUUGAUUUUGCAUCUCCCAAGGUCCUGCGCGAAAUGCUGGUCAUUGGUCAAGUGUUCGCUCGCAUGUCGCCUGACGAGAAGCACGAGCUCAUUGAGAAACUGCAAAGUAUCGACUACUGCGCGGGCUUCUGUGGCGACGGCGCAAAUGACUGUGGUGCGCUCAAAGCCGCUGAUGUGGGCAUCUCGCUUUCCGAGGCCGAAGCCUCUGUCGCAGCACCAUUUACCAGCCGCGUCUUUGACAUUUCUUGCGUGCCAGAAGUCAUUCGCGAAGGUCGUGCUGCACUUGUCACAUCUUUCAGCUGCUUCAAGUACAUGUCACUGUACUCUGCCAUCCAGUUCACCUCGGUCAGCUUCCUUUACGCUUCCGCCUCGAACUUGGGCGACUUUCAAUUUCUGUACAUUGAUUUACUCCUCAUCCUACCCAUUGCGAUCUUCAUGGGUUGGACAGGGCCUUAUCCUUCUCUAUCACGAAAGCGACCUACAGCUUCCUUGGUGUCGCGAAAAGUCCUGACGCCCCUCAUCGGCCAGAUUGUCAUCACCAUCGUCUUCCAGUUCAUCGGCUGGUUCUUCGUUCGUAAACAACCUUGGUAUCAACCUCCGGUCCUCGAUACCGAGCACUCCAACUCGAAGAACUCGGAGAAUACGACGCUGUUUCUCUUGUCCUGCUACCAGUACAUCCUCUCUGCCAUUGUGCUUUCCAUUGGCAAACCUUUCCGACAAUCCAUGCGACACAACCUACCUUUCGUCAUCACCAUGGCCGUCGCAUUGGGUGUUUCCAGCUACAUGCUUUUCGACCCGGCACCCUGGGUAGAAGACGCCAUGGAACUGACGUGGAUGAGUGCUAAUUUCCGAAUCUUCAUCCUCGCGCUCGGACUGGGGGCUUUUGCAGUUUCUUAUCUGGCCGAGAGACAAUUCUUGCCUGUAUUGGCGAGGUUGAUUGGCAAAGUCAAGCAAAAGUUUAGUAAGAUUCCCAAGAAGAGGAAGGAGUACAAGGUGAUACUGGAGGAUAUGAGGAUAUGAUGAAUGUUUUUUUUUUCUUCCUCUCUGCUGCUUGUUGUUCAUGAAGAGAGAGUGUGUAGUACCAUAGGUGUAAGAUAUCUAUACACAUGACGAGAAUAGAAUGAGGGAGAGACAGGACCACAUAGAUGAAUAUGAGGAAGAAGAGGAAGAAGAAGAAGAAGGGGAAGAAGAAGGGGAAUUGUCAUGACGAUGUUUUCCCUAUGCAAUGAAAUUG
This is a messenger RNA of Sphaerulina musiva SO2202, 4409 nucleotides long. Its product is annotated as ATPase type 13A2. The transcript has a single exon. Gene Ontology annotation, cellular component: membrane. Gene Ontology annotation, molecular function: ATP hydrolysis activity; ATPase-coupled monoatomic cation transmembrane transporter activity; P-type ion transporter activity. Gene Ontology annotation, biological process: intracellular calcium ion homeostasis. Lineage: Eukaryota; Fungi; Ascomycota; Dothideomycetes; Mycosphaerellales; Mycosphaerellaceae. Bases 152 to 4195 code for a protein of 1347 amino acids. The record is from RefSeq and is a predicted model, not a curated record.